GACAUUAUUUACCCAGAAGAGGGAAGGAUUACAUAAGAGGCUGGGAGCCUAUAAAAGUGUCCUCACUUGGCACAGACAGGAACCAGGUUAGACUUUUGCAAAGGCAGCUGAAGCCUGUAGCUGCACAGAAAAAAAUAAAUCAGAGGAAGAGAGAACUUCUCUAGGAGAUAGAUACUAAGAUUACUUUGCAUACAACUGUUUCUCAUGUUUUCUUCUGAUACUAUUCCCAGCUGGACAGAAAGCACCUAAAUCUGCUUGGAUCAUGAGGAAGACAAAGCAUUCCUGGACAGCCUUUGUAGGAGGAGGCCACAAGAAGGGGGAGAAAAUGGCUGGGGAAAAUGCAAGAAUCUUGCCCAAGGCCACACAUGAGGAGAGAAAGAAGCAGGAAGCAAAGAGGAAAGGGAAAUUGAAAACCCUGGCAGCCAAAUUGCUGAAGACUGUGGUUGGUGGGAAGGAGAUGGUGGAGAUGGCUGAUGCUGAGGAUGUGGCGGGGAAUUUGCUGAAGAGGCCAACCAGUAGGAAAGGAGUGGAGAGAGGGACGCCUGCAGAGGAAACCAUCUGCAGAUUCAUUGAGCAAAGAAAAUUUUUGGAAGCUUGUGAUCAAAUUCAUAAUGUGGAACAUUCUGGAAAUGAUGGUAUGGGAAAGUCUGAAUCACUUUAUGCACUGCUGGCUGAACGAAUGUGGAUUGUAGUGGGAGAAGCACUCAGUGGAAGUGAUAGGAUGCUCCUGGAGCCUUUGCAGUCAGUGGGAGAAGCACUGAAGUGGGAGAAGCAGAAGGAAGCAGAGAGGCUUGGCAAUGGCCUAGAGACAGAGUGUGUUUCCACCUGGAGCCCAAACUUCUGGAGAAAAGAUCUGGAGGAAAAGCUAGUGCAGUACAUGACCGCCAAGAUUCCCCUGUUUGAUUCCUCUGCUAACACAGGGGAGACUGCACUAAAACAGCAUCUGAGUCACCUGGAAAUGACAUUUCUCCCCAACCUGGAGCAUGGAAGUGAUGUCUUCAAGGAAGCAGGAUUGCUCACCACCUAUGCCCGCUGCUGUCACGCCUCUUUGUGUUCUCACCUUGCCACACUUACUGACAGUAACUGUUUCAGCUUCAGCCAAAGUCUUUUAAUUCAUGAAUGGAGCAUUAAGAUGUACAAUAGAGGCAGCCAGGCAUGUGUGAGACCUGGGCACAGCCCCCAGCACAGCCUUUCCCUUGGUGCACAGUGCCUCGUGUGGAUUCCUUUGAAGACUGAAGAAAAGUUACUUGCAAUCACACGGAAGGAAGUAGGGAAAGCACUGAAAGAAGCCUUUGAUAUUGGGAAACCCCCUUGUGCAGAUGCUGCAGUCAUUGAGAUACUAACAGAGAAGACAGAGACUGCCAGGCGAGUCAGCGAGAGCCUGAGCGAGAAGGUGGAAGCUGAAUGCCUGGAAGAGUGGCUGAGGUUCCUGGAAAGCUAUGAAGAUGAAGUAAGAAGCUUUCUCCACCUUGAUGGCUGCCCACAGAUCUGCAGCAGUUUACGAAUCCUGGAGAAUUGCUGCCUUCUCAGAACUGUCUGGCAUAAGCUAACAUAUAUUUACAGUGUCAGCUCUGACCAGAAUUUUAAGGUAAAUGGAUUUCUACACAGGAUAGAAGAUGACACUAUGGAGCAUUUUCUGCAGACCAUCAGUUCUGAAGUCAAGGGAACAUUGAAGGACCACUUCAGAAAGUGUGAUAGUGGUUUUCACCACAUCCUUGAAUCCUUGAAGCAAAGCUUUUUGACCUUUGGGAAGAAAAAAACAGAUAUAUAUGAGGCUCUCGUCAAGGCUGCCAAUGCCAUCACUAUUACAGAAUACAUGCAGGCCCUCCUGACCACUCCCAGGAAACCAUCUGCUAUGCAGAGGAGGAGGAUUGUCAACAAGAUAGAAGAAGAUCAUAGGAUGAUGCAAACCAUCUUUAAAGAAUGCUUAGGUCCUGCAGCUGGUUCUCUCAAGGAUCCCAUAAAAGCAAUUUUAGAACUUAUUCAAACUUCUGAUCCUGAGGGGAUGAAAAUAGCACUUCUGCCCAUUCUAAAAGAAUUUCCUGACCUCAGGAAGGAACAUCUGAGUGCAGUGCUGGACAUCAAAGAUUCGCUCAGCCGAGAAGACAGAGCUGCUCUCUUGAGGGUAUUUCACGAUAAUUGCUGGGAAUCAGAAACAGAAGCAAACUUGCUUUUCGCAGAUAUAGAAGUAAAACCUGGGAAAUAUGGAUUCUGUGGCUGCCUCUGCUGUUAGCAAAGGUCUGCUGGGAGAAACAUGAGGCUUUGAUCCCCUGUGCCAGCAUCUCCAACCACAGCUCCUUGAAAGCUUCACAUACAGCUGGAUGUCAGCCAAGGAAGACAAAAUCCCUUCACUUUUUCAGGAAAACCAUGUGGCUCAAAUCCUAAUAUUGUAUGUAAAGUCCAGAAGGAAAAUGAAUAGGAUAUGGUAGAAAGACAUUUCUUCAAAAUCUCCUAGAGAAUGCCAUUCAGCUGAGUCCUGGUGGUUGUUCCCAGGAUGUGGGAAAUGUCCCUUCGCCUAAUUCCUCUCUGUUUCCAUCCCUCAUUCCGUGAAAUCUCUAAUGAAACCAUGCUGCACCACAUGGUCUCCCAGCAUUGCAACCUCCUGAGGGAUCCAAGACCUCUGUUAGGGAAUAUUCCCUGGCUGAUUGUGCUGCCAAUGCCUGCAGGUUUGGACACCUCAGUUUACCCAUCAAAGACUGACCUGCACCAGGAGGGUGCAGACAGAGCUGCCUCUUCCCUCUCUCAUGAAGCUGUGAUGAGGUGUGGGAUGGGAAACUCUUCCUGUAUUUUACAGCUGGCUCAGAAGCAUAGUCUUGCAUUAAUUUUUAUACCUCAGUUACUGGAAAUUUCCUCUUGGAGAGGGAGGGAAAAACCUCAUGGCAAGCAGGCAGUUAAAGGAGCUGUUUGUCCCAGCCUCCGGGCAAGGUCUCUGCUAGUUUUCAGAUGUAAAUAGGCAGUUCUGAAGGAAAAACACUGACUUUUCUUCCUGGUUAUCUAUGGACUGGUCACAGCCCCCAAGCUGGAUGUGAUUCAAGGCCUUCCUUUGCUAUUGUGUGAAUAUAGGCCAUUACUACUCCUCUCUGACUCCAUAACCAAGCAAAAAAUUCUACCUCAGAUGUGCCAGUGCUUUUAUGAGAAGCCAUUUCCCCCUCAAGUCUUAUUCCCUAAAAAGAAGAGGGAAAAUUUGUGCAUAACCUGUCAAUGUGUGUAGCAGCAGACAUGCCAUGCCCUGGUACCCUGAGAAAUGCAGACCCAGCUGGGCACUGCCACGUGCUGCAGUGCUGUGCCAUCACCCCAGGGACACAGAGCCCUGCAUGCAGAUGGGGUCCUGUGAGCUGGCAAGGAGUCAUGGCAGGUUUGUAAUUGUCAUUAGCUUUGUUCCUGGUGCAGCUAGGACCAAAGGAAUGCCAGCUGAGAGUGGAUGAGUGUCAGAGGAGACGGAAGAAACAGGUUGCUCCAUCUCCUGGGUGUCCUCUGUGUGCUUUCAAGGCACCAGGAGACCUUGGCACUGUUACACUUCAUCCCUCAUGUCACUGAAGGGCAGAGAGAGCAUCCCAUGGCCUGCAGGCCCUUCCUGACCACACAGCUGCUCAAAAGGCCAGUGUUACUGUUCCAAACACUUCAUUGCUGUUCAUUGUGACAGUGAGGCCUUCCCUGGGAUGUAGGAAGGCUGGGGAAUUUGGGGGAGCUGCAAUCUGCCUGGGUGGUCAUGGGUUGGACUGCAGGGCUGGAUGAGCACCUGCCCUCUGAAGGUUGCCAGCCCUGCCAGGCACUCUGGGCCAGUCACCCUCCCCUCCUGCUGAAUUGCACAUUUUUUCAAGGGUGGGAAGGGAUAUCAGACCUGGAUGACAGACCCUGUUGUGACAGCAGGGUCAGGGUCAGCCUCUGCCAAUGGGGACUUCAAGCAACAAGCCUUCCAGAGAAAAUAAAUAAAAUCCUCUCUGACAUUUCCAUCACUGUCGGGCUAAAAAUAAUCCUUCAGCAUGUGGACAGCUCUGGCCAUGCACACGUCGAUGUCUAUGUGUGUCUGUGCUGUUUGACAUCUGCAGCCAGACAAGGGUGUGUUCUGCUUGGAAUCAGCAGCUGGGAGCCCUGAGGGACACCAGCCUUGCCAUUCCUGUGUGCAGAUCAAUAAGGUUUUGUAGCAGCAAGUUUCUGCACCAUGUGUGAAGCAUCCACUCAUGGAGAGAUCAA
Molecule: messenger RNA, 4194 nt
Organism: Prinia subflava (tawny-flanked prinia)
Lineage: Eukaryota; Metazoa; Chordata; Aves; Passeriformes; Cisticolidae
Product: exocyst complex component 3-like
Exons: 12
Coding region: 263-2233 (656 amino acids)
Biological process (GO): exocytosis; exocyst localization
Cellular component (GO): exocyst
Molecular function (GO): SNARE binding
Source: RefSeq, a predicted model, not a curated record